AUGAGCGAACGGGAUGAAGUCGGAGUGAAAAAGCGAACAAUCAGGGGCGUGGUGUUCGACAUGGAUGGAACGUUGUGCGUGAGCGCAGCGUUGGACUUUACGGAGAUGCGACGACGCGUGGGAUGCGCGACGGCGGAUAUUUUGGGUGAGGUCGACUCGUGGGACGCCGAGCGAAGGGCAAAGGCGUACGAAAUCAUCGGAGAGAUGGAACGCGAGGCGCUGCGGACGACGACCAUCAUGCCUGGCGCUGUGGACGUCGCGGCUACGCUGGAUGAGAUGAAGAUCCCGCGAGCUCUCGUGACGCGAAACGCAGCGAGCUCGGUGGACUUUUUUCAUGACGAGGUGUGGUCGAUCGCUCCGUUCUCGCCGUGGUUGAGUCGGGAGUUUAAGCCGUACAAGCCGGCGCCGGAUGCGCUGUUGCACAUUUGUGAGAAGUGGGGAUGCUCAGCGAGCGAGAUUAUCAUGGUCGGCGACAGCGCAAAGGAUGAUGUCGUGAGUGGAAACCGCGCCGGGGCGAUUACCGUGCUCCUGGACAGCGGGCGAACUAAAAAGUGGUCGGAGGAAUUUGGCGUAGAUAAGCUGGCCGAAGAGAUGACGCCGCACUUUAUUUGCGCCAACAUGAGCGAGUUGCAGACGCUUCUCACACAAUCCGAUUACUUUGAGUUUGCCAAUUAA
Ostreococcus tauri is the source of this 675-nucleotide messenger RNA. RefSeq names its product HAD hydrolase, subfamily IA. Lineage: Eukaryota; Viridiplantae; Chlorophyta; Mamiellophyceae; Mamiellales; Bathycoccaceae. The record is from RefSeq and is a predicted model, not a curated record. The transcript has a single exon. Bases 1 to 675 code for a protein of 224 amino acids.